CAAAAUUUUGGAGAGCAUUUCUUCAAAGAGUUUAGCGAAAGUGUUACGUGAGAAAUGGCGGCAAGUCCAACGAUCCUGAGGCAACAAUGGUCAUCAUUUGCUGUUAGACAUACUAAUGAUCCGCCACUUUGACUUUUUGAGUCAGCAAUUGCGAUUUGCUUGAGCCCAAUAUGCGAUUGGAAAAUUCUAAGGAUUGCAAAUGUUUUGCGGUAUAGCACAAGCACCCUCACUUCAUUAGUUGAAAGAGCGAAUACAACUUCGUCGAUCGUAUCAGACUCAGUCAGUCGCACAGACCUUACAAUAUCCGGGUUAUAAUUUUCUGACCCACCAUUUACGCCCGCAAACAGCGCCCGGUCGAAACACGACGAAACCCGAGUAGUAGCAUUUUUCCAUUAUCCCUGUAGAUGCCAAAAUCCAUGUCAGCCCGAAUACAAUGAAGAAAGGAUUCGCUUUUGACGAGUCUCGCUAAGUCGUUUCCCCCCAUCAUGCCUCAAGAUCCUCCUGCUCCAUUCGGACCUGGCGCAACGCGUCGCAUCCGUCCAACCGUUCGGGUAGGCAUCGGCGUGGUGGUUCUCUCCAACAAGCAGGACGGACUAUUCUACGCCGGCAUCCGUCAAGGGUCUCACGGAUCCGGUACGCUUGCCUUACCAGGCGGACACCUUGAAAUGUACGAAUCUUGGGAGUCCUGCGCGAUUCGAGAAGUGAAAGAAGAAAUGGGUAUUGAAGUGGAAAACCCACGCAUUCUUCACGUAACAAAUGACAUCAUGGAGACCGAGGGGAAACACUACGUUAAGAUAUUUAUGGGGGCGACGUCUAGCAAUCCGAAAUCUGUCCCUCAGAACUGCGAACCAAAAAAAUGUCAGGGAUGGAAUACUUACAGAUGGGAAGAUCUUAAGAGCCUACCAGCCGACCAGCUUUUUGGGCCUCUUCGUCAAUUGGUGGAACAGGAACCGCAAGAACUAAUUGAGUUCCUGGCUUGUGCCACAAAAAGAUGUCCUGGCUUGAUUUGACAGAGAUAAACAGUCCACUUUUCCAGGGCUUGCUUAAAUUCUCCAACGUAGCACCACUGGGUUUCGCGCUGUAUGUUCCGUCUAGUGUUCCAAGCUUUGGACGAUGCGCUUUGCGGAGACGGCAUUGAUUCAGAACUCAAAGCAAAGAACCAGAAACACUCUUGGCAAGGGACAAUAAACGACUACAAAGCAGUACAAACACCACAAUUUACAAACACUUAUACUGUAAGCCUUGGCGAAACAAGCGCAUUUUGAUUUAUUUUGCGCCAA
This is a messenger RNA of Phaeodactylum tricornutum CCAP 1055/1, 1280 nucleotides long. RefSeq lists its product with no specific name. Gene Ontology annotation, cellular component: cytosol. The coding region runs from base 486 to 1010 and encodes 174 amino acids. NCBI's taxonomy places the organism in Eukaryota, Bacillariophyta, Bacillariophyceae, Surirellales, Neidiaceae. Gene Ontology annotation, biological process: dGTP catabolic process. The record is from RefSeq and is a predicted model, not a curated record. Gene Ontology annotation, molecular function: 8-oxo-7,8-dihydrodeoxyguanosine triphosphate pyrophosphatase activity. The transcript has a single exon.